Calliphora vicina (urban bluebottle blowfly) is the source of this 837-nucleotide messenger RNA. RefSeq lists its product as uncharacterized. Gene Ontology annotation, biological process: small-subunit processome assembly; endonucleolytic cleavage in 5'-ETS of tricistronic rRNA transcript (SSU-rRNA, 5.8S rRNA, LSU-rRNA); endonucleolytic cleavage in ITS1 to separate SSU-rRNA from 5.8S rRNA and LSU-rRNA from tricistronic rRNA transcript (SSU-rRNA, 5.8S rRNA, LSU-rRNA). Gene Ontology annotation, molecular function: RNA binding. NCBI's taxonomy places the organism in Eukaryota, Metazoa, Arthropoda, Insecta, Diptera, Calliphoridae. The coding region runs from base 19 to 795 and encodes 258 amino acids. The transcript has 2 exons. The record is from RefSeq and is a predicted model, not a curated record. Gene Ontology annotation, cellular component: nucleolus.
GAGAAAAUACAAUUUAAAAUGUCUGUCAAAAUAAAAAAACAAAAGAAGACUAAGGGUAGUUUAAAUAAAUCCCUGAAAAAAGAUGAAACAACCACAAAUUUAAACGAAACAGUUUUAAGUGAUAAAGAGGAAGAAGCUGUCGGAGAAAUUGUUGCUGAUAAAAAUGAAGAAGUAGAUGAUGGCUCCGGCUUGGCUCAUGAAAGUCCUGUGGAAGAAGAUGAUGACGAUGAUAUGGAUUUGGGUAGUUUACGUAAAUCCGGCUUAGAAAAAAUCAAAAAGAAACGCAAGAAGGGCAUUAUUUAUGUAUCCAACAUACCCAAACACAUGAAUGUUACACGCAUCAGAGAGUUUUUAGGAGAAUAUGGUAAAAUUGGACGUGUAUAUUUGCAACCGGAAAAAUUACCAGGAGGUCCUGAUAAAAAGAAGAAAAAGCGUAAACCCUUUGCCCGCCACUUCACUGAAGGUUGGGUGGAGUUUGAGUCAAAACGUGUGGCCAAACAAAUUGUACCUUUAUUAAAUAAUAAACAAAUUUCCUCACGUAAGAAGUCACAAUUCUUCGAUUAUCUAUGGAGCAUGAAGUACUUACCACGUUUCAAAUGGUGCCAUCUUACCGAACGCAUGAACUACGAAACGGCCGUUCAUAAACAACGUCUGAUGACAGAGGUCUCACAGGCACGCAAAGAAGCCACAUUCUUCCAAAAUAAUUUGGAUAAAAGUGAAUUUAUUAAGAAAAAAGAAAAGAAUAAGCAAAAAAUGGAAGAGAAAAAAUUAAAGAAACAACAGGGAGAAGUGUAAAUAAAUAAGGAAAUAAAAACAAAUCGAAAUGUGAAUAUUAAA